Molecule: messenger RNA, 441 nt
Organism: Phalaenopsis equestris
Lineage: Eukaryota; Viridiplantae; Streptophyta; Magnoliopsida; Asparagales; Orchidaceae
Product: cell number regulator 7-like
Exons: 4
Coding region: 13-405 (130 amino acids)
Source: RefSeq, a predicted model, not a curated record
GGAGAAGUAGAGAUGAGUAAAUCAAGCUGGUCUGUUGGCCUCUGCAGCUUCGGUGAUGGUUUAGGAACAUGUUGCUUAACGUGGUGCCUUCCUUGUGUCACCUUCGGACGCAUAGCGGAGGUUGUGGACGACGGCCAGACAUCCUGCACAGCUGCCUGCUGCAUUUAUGCGCUGCUGAUGUCCGUUCAAUGCCAGUGUCUUUAUUCAUGCGCAUAUAGGAAGAAGAUGAGGUCCAAAUAUGGGUUGGAAUCUGAGCCGUGUAGCGAUUGCUGUGUCCAUAUGUUCUGCGAGCCUUGUGCUCUUUGCCAAGAGUAUGCUGAACUGAAGAACAGAGGGCUUGACCCUUCGAAAGGAUUUACUGGUGCUCCGACUGCUGCUCCAACGCAACCGGCCAUGUACAAAUGAAGUGCUUUAUGAUGGAGAUGAAUGAAUUUGCGAGCA